Andrographis paniculata is the source of this 1986-nucleotide messenger RNA. RefSeq lists its product as uncharacterized. The coding region runs from base 1 to 1986 and encodes 661 amino acids. The transcript has 2 exons. Gene Ontology annotation, biological process: meristem development; meristem maintenance. Lineage: Eukaryota; Viridiplantae; Streptophyta; Magnoliopsida; Lamiales; Acanthaceae. The record is from RefSeq and is a predicted model, not a curated record.
AUGGCGAAUCGAUACAUCCCUGCACUCCCCGUCGAUGGAUCAAUCCCUGAAACCACUCUUGUGGCGACGAAAAUGCACACCCCAACUGUUCGUCCAUAUUGCACAACUGUUGAAGACUCCAACCGUAUGAGAGAAGUUUUGGAGGCAAAGAAUCUGCUGGCGAUCAACAAUCCCAACUACAAUGCAACCCAUCUUCAUGACAACAUUAAAACACACUUGACAGAUCCCAAGGACCUCUACCGCACCUGGUACCAGAUAGUGGCAGAACAUUACCAAGAGCAAUGGAAAAUUCAGCAAAUCGAUCAGGCCAUAUUUCUGUCAACUCUUCCAUGUCAUUUACAUGAGAAAGUUCUUCUGGCCAUGGCGGUGUUCUGGCAUCCUGAGGUUUGCACCUUCCUUCUUCCAACAGCCCCUAUUGGCCCCACCCUCAUGGAUGUAGCCAUGAUCGCUCAUCUGCCAAUCGUUGGGGAAGAUCCUGUAAUGGGUGCCCUAGAUGGGCAAGAACCCAAAUCAGACCACGCGGGCUGGUCUCUGAUAGAUGUGAAAGAAUGGGGCUGGACCAAAUUUCUAAUUGACCAACAAGGAGCCAACGGGACCCCUGUAACUGACCGAGAGCACACUACUUUUCUCCUCUUUUGGCUCUGUAAGUAUGUUGUAGUCUCUCCUUCGAAAUGUGUCCUCCCUUCUCAUCUUGAUCUUGCUAUACACAUAACCUUGGGUCGGUUCCUCUCAUUAGGCACCCUUUUCCUUGCCAAUCUCUUUGAAGGGUUAUCCAGGGUCAGUGUCCGCCUUACUGAUAAAGAUGGUAAGAAGUUAGACACUGUUGUGUCGGGUCCUUUUUUGUUCCUGGAACUAUGGUUCCGUCUCUAUUUUCCCGACGCCUUCCAACUUGGUCAUCCUCUUGUUGCUCCCACACUUGAGAAAUCCCUAGGAGUAGCCCUUAACCGACUUUGCUUAGGCCGUAAUAACCUCCAGGCUUCUGAUCCAAUCAUAACAGCCAUUCUUACUGAUAAUCGAAAUGACAACCAUUUUUACAUACACAAAAAGUAUAUUGGCUAUGCGUCCGGUCUGUUUUGGCCAUUCCCUGUUCCUUCGCCUUUGUCUCAACCAAAUCCACUUUCAUAUCCGAAUUACCCGUUCUCCUGGGAUGUUGCCCUUAAACCCAAGUCUUUAUUUACCAGCAAAAAAAUCAACAGACAAGGUCCCAAAAUAUUUUAUACCUUCAAUUACCAACCUCAAUUUGUGGCACGCCAAUUCGGAUGCCAACAAGGCCUGCCUGGUCCCAUUGCUCAUCCCCAUCUAAUAAUUCAAAGUCCGGAUGGGAGACCUAUUCUUGAUGCAAUUGCCCCAUACAUAUCACAACUUACAAAUUACAUCACCUCUAAUUCUUACAUUCCUUACAAAUCUUCUCCAACUUAUGUUGAGUCUUUUCGGGAGUGGUGGUCGGUUACUUGGGCCUUGAUUGCCCAUGACAAGGAUCGUUUACUGGGCAUACUUCUUCCCCCACCUCCAAUUAAGUUAGCGACAACCCCUCUGACUAACACCCAAAGGAACCUGAUUACUCAGGGCGAUGAGUCGGGUACUCCACAGAGGAAGAGAAAAGCCCUUCAGACUCAAUCUAUUCUCCCUUCUGGGAACAAUCAACCAUCCCCAACAAAGCGUCCAUCAGGUGUGGCUUCAGCUCGAGCGACCGCCCAACCUACUUCCAGACCCACUAAAACAACAAAGCUACCGACUAGCCCACUACCAGAACCAGAACCCCCGACCAAGCGCCGGGCUUCGAAUAAAAUACCUCCAUCCACCGAACAUGUAACAACAAGGAUUUCAUCUCCCAGUGAGACAACUGCUUCAGAUAUGGACAGGUUACCUCAUGUUGCUUCUGCUGCCUCUGAUGCAACCGUCCCAGACACAUCAAACCAACGAGCGACUGACUUGGAGGUUGCCGACCCAGCAGCGGCCGACUUGGAGGUUGCCGACCCAGGGUAG